AUGUGUUUGUGUUAAGUUUGUAUUGUUACUCCAUAUUUGACGGUAACAUAGUUUUAGAUAUAGUUAAAUACAACAUAUUUUGAACAUGAAGGGAUCAAAAACAUACAUUUCAAUCAAUUGAAGGUUAAAUAUGGUGAGUUAUAUAUCACAAGGAUCAAAAGCAGAAACCAAAAUGUUAGAGCUUAUUACAAUCUAUCCAUUAUUAUGCAAAAAAUCUACUUAAUAGGCAAUUGAGAAGCUUUUGAACCAUAUAUUUCAAGAGAACCCCAAAAGCUUGUCAAAUAUAUCAUUUUGAUUUAUUUUUUUUGAUGUAUUUUGUCAAAUAGCAUUUGUCUUCACACAAACUUUAUUAGUAAUUGUUUAGCCAAAAGACUUUUUUUUUCUUUCAUCAUCAUUUAUUCUAUUCCAAACCUAAUACACAUGUGACAAACAAAUACAAACUUUGCAAUAGUAGUUGUUUUUAUUUUUAUUUUUGUCUUGCUUAUCAUCAUCAAAUGGAACAAGAAAACAAAAAAAACCACCCUCUAUUAACUUUUCCUUUGUAAUUUUCUCCCAUUUUCCUCUAUUUUAACACACACACACUCACUAAGGUACAUUAUCAUACACUAACAAUAACACACAUUGAGAGUUGUGUAUAUGGAGGAUAGUAAAUAUGAAGUUGAAGAAUGUAGAGGUGUACUUAGGGUAUAUAGUGAUGGAACUAUAUUAAGAUUAACUAAGCCAAGUUUUGAAGUUCCUAUACAUGAUGAUGGUUCAAUUCUUUGGAAAGAUGUUGUAUUUCAAGCCAUGUAUAAUCUUCAACUCCGGCUCUACAAGCCGACUUCUCCUAUCUCCGCGGCUAAGCUCCCCGUCUUCUACUACAUUCAUGGGGGUGGCUUUUGCAUUGGCUCUCGUGCGUGGCCUAACUGUCAGAACUAUUGUUUCAAGCUAGCUUCCGAGCUCCAAGCCGUGGUUAUCUCUCCUGACUAUCGGCUAGCUCCUGAGAACCGGCUCCCAGCCGCUAUUGAAGAUGGUUACGCGGCUGUGAAAUGGCUUCAGGACCAAGCCGCGUCUGACGAGCCAGACACGUGGCUUACGGAUGUUGCCGACUUUAGCCGAGUUUUUAUUUCGGGUGACUCGGCUGGUGGCAACAUCGCACAUAAUUUGGCAGUUCGGCUUCAAGCCGGCUCAGCUGAGCUGGAUCCAGUUCGAGUUAGGGGUUAUGUUUAUUUGCUUCCUUUCUUUGGAGGGACUAUAAGGACAAAAUUUGAAGCUGAGGGGCCUAAAGAUGCUUUCUUAAACAUUGAGCUCAUUGACAGAUUUUGGAGGCUAUCAAUACCAAUUGGAUCAACAACUGACCAUCCACUUGUGAACCCAUUUGGGCCUAACAGCCCAAAUUUGGAAAAAAUUGAUCUUGACCCAAUUCUUGUGCUUGUUGGAGGAUGUGAUCUUCUUAAAGAUAGAGCCAAAGAUUAUGCAAAUAAAUUGAAGAAUUAUGGAAAAAAUAUUGAAUAUGUGGAAUUUGAAGGACAACAACAUGGUUUUUUCACUAUUAAUCCUAAUUCAGAAUCUUCCAAGAAGUUAAUGCUCAUAAUCAAGAAGUUCAUUCAAGACAAUUCUUCUUAG
Solanum stenotomum is the source of this 1605-nucleotide messenger RNA. RefSeq names its product probable carboxylesterase 15. Gene Ontology annotation, molecular function: hydrolase activity. The transcript has 2 exons. The record is from RefSeq and is a predicted model, not a curated record. The coding region runs from base 637 to 1605 and encodes 322 amino acids. NCBI's taxonomy places the organism in Eukaryota, Viridiplantae, Streptophyta, Magnoliopsida, Solanales, Solanaceae.